CGACGUACAUCGUCCUAGUGUUCUUUCUCGAGCCUAAAAAAACACACAUAGAAUGUGUGCUUAAAACAAGAGAGAAACCAGAUUAAAAAAAAGAUUAAAAUGGAUUUGGAUGUAAAGAAUUGCGUUUCUUUCUGACGGAGGAUUUUUUUAAGUUACAGUUUUUUUCUGUAGAGGCAAAACGGGGAUUAAAAAAAAGAUCGUGUGCCUAGUGUUUUCACUUAUAUUUGGUACAAUAAUAUAUAUAGAAGGGAUGUUUUAAAAGGAGGGAUUCGUGUUUGGAUUCCACAAGGCGACCAGCGGCGGAGCAGCAAGCAUGGAAAGAAGCUGAAGGGCAACAUUUGUAUCGGAUCGGAGGGGAAAAUUGAUACAAAAAGGUUCGAUUUUGGAACGUCGCGGGCGCCGGGAUUCUAAUUUCAGAACGUCGAGUUACCAGUCGCUUUGGGAGGAAAACUCGCAACGUUCCAUAGGAAGGUGGAAGACAAAUUUAUAAAGAAAGAAAUUUACACGCCGGCCGGGAUAAUCGUUGGGGGAUUUUUUUUCUUUCUCGUUGUUUUAUUAUUUUUUCUUUUUAAUGCUGAAUGUUUUGAGUAAAAUAGCGCCGCUCGGUGAAGAUGGGGGACGCUUAUGACCCAGAGCACCCGACCGAGGCUCAUGCCUCUCCUCACCCUCCAUCACCUGCGAGGGAAGGUUGGACGGAACUGCAGAUGUCGCCUGGAGCAUCGACGCAUCUUCAAGUUCAGUCCACUGGAGAUGUGCUUGCUGUGGGAGAAGACGAGAAUGCAGUUAAGCCAGAGAAUCCAUCGGUAUUGAAUGUUCUCAAGGGUCAAGUGACAAAAGGCUGUAGUCGCUUUCUACCCAAGGGCACCAAGGCAAAAGUCAACCUGGAGGACCAAGGGCGACAGAAAGUGUCUUUUACCUUCAAUGUAACAAAGACCUUACGAAAUAGGUUCCAAAGUGCCAUUGGGAGUGAACUGGAUGAAGUCAAGAUCCCAUCUCUGACAUUGCCUCCGAUUUCGGUGAAAGGGAGCCAGGACAAUAAAAGUGACUCUGAUUCAGCUGAUGCUACUGAGACCACUACCUCACCGCCAAAAUCCAAGGUAGAGUGGAGUAAGGUACAUUUCAAGAAGAAGCAUCUCACCGAUGCAGCUAAACCUGCAGGUUUGCAGGACAGGGAACCAUGCAGCUCAUCAGUGGAGGAGCCUGUGGAUGUAGCUGCCAAGAAGGAUUGUACAGGAGGAACAGAAACUGUGACUAAGGUGGCUGCUGAAUCAAAACCGAAUCUCAGUACAUCCCACAUUGGGAAAGGUGAUAACUUGGAGGAAUUUAAGAAUGUCUCCUCAUCUUCGGAAAACGAUGAGCUUAGGAAGGUUACCCAAGCAGAGGAAGCAGUGCAUGCACAAUCAGCUGGCUCAGAGUCUGAUGGGGAUUUAUUAAGGAGGUCGCAAGAAAUGAGAAACACUGAAUCCGAUCGAGAUGUUAAGAAAAAUCUAAUUUCUUCCAAAGUGGAUGACGUUGAAAAAGCUUUCUCUCAUUCCAAGUCUGAUAGGGAUAAGAGGAGCAGUGGCCGUUCCAAGUUGGAUCGAGAUGUUAGAAGAGCUUCAUCCCGCUCAAAAUAUGGAAGGGAGGAAAGGGUCAGUUCUUCUCGAUCCCGUUCUGAUAGAGACUCGCGGAUACCCUCUUAUUCAAAGUCAGACCGUUCAAGGACAUCUUAUUACCGUGAUAAGGAUCGAGGAUAUCGUAGAAGUUCACCUUACUCAGAAAGGAGCAAAUUUUCACGUUCCAAAUUAACAUCAGAUUUAAGAGAUGCUUCCUCUUGUUCAGAUUCUGAAGAAGAUUCUAGAAGAUAUUAUCCUAGAUCAAAUGAUUUGAGGAGGGCUUCGUUGUGUUCUAAAUCCUAUAAAGACUCUCGGAAGUACCAAUCACGGUCAGACAGAGACCUGAGGGCAACAUCAUCCUGCUCUGAGUCAGAAAGAGAGUCUAAAAGGACUAAAUCUCACUCUAAAUCAGAUAAAAUGUCCAGAGCAUCAGCUUCCUGUCAUGAGUCAGAAAGCUCUAAAAUAAAUUCUCCUGAACCAGAAUUAGAUUCCAGGAAAUUGUCCAAAUCAGACAGUCAUUCAAAGGUAUCUUCACUUCAUACAAAGUCGUCGUCAUCUUGUCAUAAACCGGAAGUAGUUAAAACCAACUCAUCUGACCUGGAAUUAGAUUGCAGGAAAAUCACCAAAUCCGAUGGUCUUUCAAGGACAAGUUCAUCUCAUUCCAAAUCUGUAACCUCUUGCCAUGAAGUCAUAGUAAAGAGGGAUUCCCCUGAGUUAGAAAUGGACUCAAAAUGUUUUAAAUUGGACAGUACCACCAGGGCACUUCCACCUCAUUCCAAGUUAUCUACUUGUGGAACAGCUCAAGGUGACUGCCCAGAGCUAGAAUCAGAUUCCAGAAGCAGUCACAAUCCAGAUAUUAAUUUGAGGAUAUCACCUUUACAUUCUAAAUCAAUUACUAACUGUGAAAUGGAGGUGGUUAAAAUGGAGUCUUCUGAUCCAGAAUUGGACUCUUGGACUAAAAGUAGACUAGAUAAGAAUUCAAUGGUAGCUUUAUCACAUUCUAAGUCAACAACUUGCUAUGAAAUGGAGGUGGUUAAAAUGGGCUUUGCUGAGCCAAAAUUAGACCCAUGGACAAACAGGUUUGACAAGAACUCAGUUGUAACCCAAUCUCAUUCUAAUCCAAUGACUUGCUAUGAAGCGGAAGUAGUUAAAAUGGAGUCCUCUGAACCUGAACUCAAAUUGGACUCUUGGAAAAGCUGUACAUUGGACCGAAAGGUGAGAAUACCUGCAUCUAGUUCCAGGUCCUGUAAAAUGAGGACAUUGCCUCUUUAUACAUCUGACAAGGAAUUAAGGAGGAUUUCGUGUUCUGAGUCAGAAGAUGAAUUCAGAGAGUUUCCUGAACUGCACAAGUCAGGAACGAUACAGACUAUUUCUAGAUCAGAUCAGAUUUGUUCCUCAUUUGAUCACCAGUCGGACAAUUAUGUAAGCACCUCACCAUAUUCCACAUCAGAUUUACCAAGGGUGUUCUGCCACUCAAGAUUCACUAUGGAUGUAGCUGGAAAUUCCCCUGAUUCUAAAUUAGAUAGACCUUUAGCAAAGGUUUCAUCUAAUUCCGAAUCGGAGGAAGAACAGGGAUCUUUACCUCUUUGCGAAGCUGAUUUGAUGGUUUCUUCUCAUUCACAUUCAAAUGAAUUGCUGUCCUUGCCCCAUUUCAUAAUUAAGGAUUUGAACACCUCCCCUCAUUGCAGCUCUGAUGAGAUUAAAUCCUUGGUCCACACAAAACUGGAGCAAUUCAGCACUUGGCACUACUCCAAGGAGAAGGAGAUUUUGCCUUGUCCCAAACAGGAUGAAGCUGCAUCCAUGUCCCAUUCAAAUUCAGAUCUAGCAAGGACUAUUUUGGCAAAUGCCAAAAGUUGCAUAAAUGAAGUUAAGCACAUAGGUGACAAACCAACAGAAACGAGGGAUGUCGAUAGUCGAAGGGAACAACACACCAGUGAAGGAGAUGAAUUGAAGCAAGAUAGGUUAUUUCAGAAUUGCAAAAAUAAACCAUAUACAGAUGUUAGUGACCAGAAUUGGGAUUCAUUUGAGAAGGUUAGAUUGUACACAGAUUUGUCCAGUCACCUUGCUUCCGAAAUGCAGGAGUCUUCAGAAGUGAGAACCCAAAAUCUGUCAAUUAAUAAUGAAGGUACCUCAUUUUCUACCAGGCCAGAUAGUUCUGUUAAAGUAGAGCCAGAGCAGUCAAUGGAAAUCUUUCAAGAUGAUGAAGAGACCGAUGAUGAGAUGGCUGGGGAGGUGGACACUGAAAGACCUUUGAGUGUGACCAACCUGCUGAGCUCAAAUGAAGCAGAGCAUAGUUUAAAGACUUACAGAACCAAAUCUGAUUGUGAUAGUAGCUGCAUGAAGACAGAAUAUAGCAAUGCGAGCUCUGAAAAUGAAGAAGGCUUAGAGGUUGUCAAGAGUAGCAGUGAGCAGGAGAGUGAAGAGAGUGAAACAAGCUCUGAUUCUGAUGAUAGUGGAGUUCCCAGGAACCGUUUGCAGUCUGUUGUGAUCAUUCCCAAGAAUUCUACAUUAACAUUAGAAAAGAGUUCAUCAUCCUCUCCAUCCUCCUCUUCCUCUACCAGAAGCAACCAUCAGGAGAAGAAGCAUUUGAGCAUUGAAGGAGGUCAGAGAGAAGCAGAAGAAAAAUUCUGUCAAGGACAUCAUCAACCAAGCAGUAUUCAACUUGGAAGUGACCCCCAGGAGUUAGCUGGUGGCCAGAUUCACGAUGAAGAAGAAGUUCAGGGCAGCCAGUUAUUCUCCCCUAUAGCAGCAGAGGACCAACCACAGGCCUCUUCAAGUCAGAUCUCCCCCAUUACUGAGGCCUGCAAAAGCAAGAAACAGCAAUUGUCAAGUGACAAGGCAGACAGUACCAGUCAGCCUGAUGGGUUUUCACCGGAACAAAAUCAGCUUCCACGACCAGAUGAAAAACCUGGUUGUGUGGAGUCUCCACAUGUGGAUGGAUCUGCAGAGCAACACCAUCACCAGUUGCUUGGUAGCUACUUGGACAGUCCUGUGUCUGGAGAGAACAUUGCUCAGCCAUCUGGUGGGUUAGAGAAAAGUCUCGAAGAAAAGCCAGACAGUGGUCAGGCCGUGCCUUGGUUGCAACAGCAGGCCCGAGAUGAAGAGUCACUUUGUAGUCCAGAAUAUGUUGUUGACAGCCAUGAUUGGGACCUCUGUCAGCCAGAGAAGCCAAGCAGCAGUUACCAACAACCAGAUAGCAGUUAUGGACUGUGUCUGAAAUAUGAAAAUCAAACAGAAGAAGCAGAUUUACAUGAUCAAAAUAGUUGCUGGCAAGCUAGCAAAGCCAAUUACUGGGAUCCCAGGUUGCACUCCAAGUCAUUGUUGUAUAGCAGCUAUCAGUUGAGUCAAGAUAUUUCGGGCUCCGAUGUUCAAGGGCAGGUGCAGCCUGACUCGAUGACUGAUGACUUUGCAAGCUACGAUAGCUGGGAGGCUGUGGUCCGUGACCCACGAACUGUUGCCAAAGGUGUAAGCUCUCUACAGGCUCAUGAGAUAACCAGCAAUUCUAGUAAGGGGACCACUCUGGUGCUGAAGGCCAGUGACUCAACAGCAGACAAGGAGCCAAGGGCCAAAGGGUCAGAGAAAAGGUUGGAAGAUGAGCAGGGGGACUCCCAGAAGGCGCAGCAAGAGGAUAUGGACACUGAUUUGGAAAGUGAUACCGACACACGGGACUGUGAGCAAGUGAGCACUGAGCUGGAUUCACGUCCCAUGUUGCCCUGCAAAGAAUGGGUCUCACUAGUGUGCAAGAUGGAAGACUUCAAAAACACUCAGUGGUGGAAGGAACAGUCAAAGUUGGGAUUAAUGCCACCUUACUUUGAGCUAAUUGAAGAGAAUUUGUAUUUGACAGAGAGGAAGAAAAGCAAGUCGCACCGUGACAUCAAGCGCAUGCAAUGUGAGUGUUUACUAUCCAGAGAAGACCGAGAGCGAGGAGAGCUGGCGUGUGGUGAAGACUGUCUCAACAGGUUGCUCAUGAUAGAAUGCUCGUCGCGGUGUCUGCAUGGAGAGUACUGUACAAACCGGAGGUUCCAGCGACGGCAGUAUGCUGAUGUGGAAGUCAUCCUUACUGAAAGGAAAGGCUGGGGUCUGCGAACAGAUAAAGAGUUGUCCGUGAAUAGUUUUGUGCUGGAGUACUGUGGGGAAGUGCUGGAUCACAAGGAAUUCAAGGCAAGAGUUAAGGAGUAUGCCCGCAACAAAAACAUCCAUUACUACUUCAUGGCCCUGAAGAAUGAUGAGAUCAUUGAUGCUACUCUGAAAGGAAACUGUUCACGCUUCAUGAAUCACAGCUGUGAGCCCAACUGUGAAACUCAGAAGUGGACAGUAAAUGGGCAACUACGAGUUGGAUUUUUCACAACUAAGACGGUUCCAGCUGGGACAGAGCUAACCUUUGAUUACCAGUUUCAGAGAUAUGGAAAAGAGGCUCAGAAAUGUUUCUGUGGAUCUGCAAAUUGUCGUGGGUACCUGGGUGGUGAAAACCGUGUCAGCAUUCGGGCUGCUGGAGGGAAGGUUAAAUUAAAGGACAAGGAUCGAUCCCGAAAAAAAGACUCUGUGGAUGAAGAACUAGAGGCAUUCCUAGAGAACGGUGACGGAUUGUGUGACUCGAACCAUGUGCUCAGUUUAACCCGGCUGAUGGUCCGCAUAGAGACAAUGGAGCAGAAAUUGACCUGCCUGAAGAUAAUUCAGAACACACACUCGCAGAGUUGCUUGAAGUCCUUUCUGGAAUACCAUGGAUUAUCGCUGCUAUGGAUCUGGAUGACUGAGCUCGGCGAUAGCCGGGCCAACUCCAGCAACAAUAUUAAGUUUCAGACUGAAAUCAUGAAGACCCUGGAACUGCUACCAAUCUCCACCAAGAACAUGUUGGAGGAAAGCAAACUCCUGCCUAUCAUUCAGCGUUGGGCUCAAACGAAGGCCUCAGCUCCCCAGAUCAGCGAGGCAGACGGUUACUCGAGUGAAAAUACCUCCCGUGCACAAACACCGCUGAACACACAGGAUCCAGCAUUGAAGCAGAGCACUGAAGCUGAUACUGACCCCUCCAAAAAACUGGUAAUGAAGAGGCUGAAGAUCAUGAGUGAGAACAGUAUGGACAGUGGCCUUUCUGACACGAGUAAAGCCUCUGACGGAGAGGUUGAGGUCAAAGAAGCGAAGGAUGAGGUUGUUGCUACUAUAGAACCGUCGCCAUGCCUCCCGCUGGACGAGGAGGAGCCGCCAGGCCAGGUGCCGGCUGAUGAUGGGGAGGGCCAAGAGACAGAUCCUGCUUCCAAAACAACCAAUGGGACAAAGCUGGAAGAGGGGAUCUUGGUGGAGACGCCAUCGCAGGACGAAGAAGAAGGCAUUUCUGAUGCAGAGAGCGAGCGAAGCCAAGAGCAACCUGGUAAAAUGGAAGAUGUGAGUGAGCUGGCAAUGAAGCUGCUUGAUGUCUGGAAGGACCUGAAGGAGGUAUACAGAAUUCCCAAGAAGGAUCGAAGUCUAGCAGAACGGGAAAGUACUGAGCGAAGCAGGGAUGGGACAACACAGAAGGAUGUUUCCCAGGCUCCAAAGACACCAGUGAACCUGGGUAAAGAGAAAGAUGCUGACAAGACACUUAGCAAAGAUCGUAAAAAACGUAAACCUGCAACUUCUCCACCUCCGUCAGCCUACGAGAGAGAAGGACUGAAAAGAUCUGUCCCAGAUGAAAGGUACGAUGGUGCAACACCAGCUAAAAAGAAGAAAACCAGAAGUAAACUGUCAACGGAGGAACGCCGGAAGCUGUUUGAACAAGAGGUGGCGCAAAGGGAGGCGCAGAAACAGAGCUUAUACUUGGUACAGCAGCAGCAGCAAAUACAACCAAUUUGUGUUAGCUCGCAGGUGCCUUAUGACUCUGGAACGUACAGCAACUCUCAUACGAGCUUUGCCAGUUACCCACCGGGAUACCCUCUGCAGACUUACGUUGACCCGGUCAACCCAAAUGCUGGCAAAGUGCUCCUGCCAACACCAAAUGUGGAACCCUUGUGCCCUCCGCAGAUGGGCUACGAACACCCGCAGCCACUGUUGGCAGAGUCUGUCCCAGCAGGGCACUCCACGGUUCAGCAUCUAUCACCUCAGGUGGAAGUCCAAGGCCAGCAGUACCUGGCUCAGGCUCCUGUUGUCAUUCCCCAAGACCCAAACGUGGCAGCAAUACAAGGAUCUGGCACUCAAACGACCGGGCAGAGCUAUGGAGUAUGGGAUCCCAACCAGCAGACAAUGGCAGUGCACCAGCAAUAUUCCAGUGGGCAGUCCCAGGCGCCAAUUUAUUACCAGGGACAGCCAUGCCAACCUGUUUACAGUAUAUCCUCUCCUUAUGGACAAACUACUCAGCAAAUCGUCCAGAGUUACUCUCAGUCAAGUCCUGAAUGCGCACAGGGGCAGCAGUGUUUCCUGGCUCACCCACAGGGUGCUGUUUCACAGCCAACAGCAGGAAUGCUCGUGACAUCGUCAGCCCCAUCCUACCAGCAACCUGGGCAACCACAGACUGUACAACAGCCGGAACUGAUAGUUGUCAGCAGUCUUCUCGAUUUGCCACCACCUUCUCCUCCAAAACCGAAGACCAUCAUCCUCCCCUCCAAUUGGAAGACUGCCCGGGACCCAGAGGGAAAGAUUUACUAUUACCAUGUGAUAACCAGGCAAACGCAGUGGGACCCACCAUUAUGGGAUGGAGGCAGCGACGACAUGAGUGUCGGUCAUGAAGCUGAAAUGGAUCUCGGGACUCCUACAUAUGAUGAAAAUCCAGCCAAGGACCCAAUGCUCACUGAAUUACACGGACAGAAUGGGAGCGGAGACGGGACACCUAACUCUUAUAGCCAGUCAUCCAAGAAAAAGCCUAAAACAGCAGAGGCUGAUACCUCAACUGAACUCGCCAAGAGAAGCAAAGAGAUGUUUAGGAAGGAGAUUUCCCAGUUCAUUGUUCUGUGCCUGAAUCCUUACCGGAAACCUGACUGUAAAUUAGGAAGAAUUGUGGCUACAGAGGACUUCAAGCAUUUAGCUCGGAAGUUGACACAUGGAGUCAUGAACAAGGAGCUGAAACAAUGCAAAAAUCCUGAGGACCUCGAGUGCAAUGAAAACGUGAAGCAUAAAACCAAGGAAUACAUCAAGAAGUACAUGCAGAAAUUUGGCGCCAUUUACAAGCCUAAAGAAGAACCAGAUGUGGAUUGAAUAAUAAACCCCUCUCUGUUCCUUCUCCCCAGACCUGCCCUGUCCUUGAGCAAAAACCCAUUGUGAAUCUAUAACCAGCUUCUCAGUCUCCUCAUAGCUAUCUGUAUUAUACUGUUUUAACGCAUAUGUGAAUAUAUUGAGAAGGCAAAGAAACCACUUUCUAGUUAACGACUAGUCCCUGUUCACUCUGACAGUUUUGUUUUUAGAGGGAGGGAGGUUGCAGGGUCAGGGAGGGUCUCAUCAUUCUCCCUCUUUUACUGUGUAAAUACUAGAGUAUUGGUUAGAUAUCAACUCAUUCUGACUGUAUAUCACCGACAGUCAAUGGAAAACUGUCGUACUUUAAAAAAAAACAUUUUACUGUAUUAAAUUUUUACGGACUUUUUUAUGUAAAGAAAAUGUUUAAAAAACUUUUUUGCUUUCAAUUUAAUGUCAGCGAAAAGAGAAAUUGUGACGAAUGUUUUUGGGGAAAAAAGUUUUAAGACUUUUUUUGUUUUUUUUUUAAAAACCUUGUGAAAAAUAAUCUGUGACUAGUACUGACUUAAAGGUUAUUUUCUUUUGUUUGGAUAGUGGGCGAUGGUGUUUAUUCACUGAGCAAAGGUUAUAUAAAAUGAGUUUUAAUUCUGAUCCUUCCCCCCUUCCCCCCCCCUCCCCCCAUCUCCCUACCAGAAGAAUGCAGGCAGUAACCAGGCCAAACAGGGCAAGGAAGGUUCUCUGUUCAACUCCCUCACCCCACCCCAAUAUGUUGUGGGUUAGCUGAUCUCGGCUGCUGUGGAAUGCUUGGGGAAGCUUGUUAGUGUUAAAGGCUCUGUAUUCAAUACUGAUUGGGAAUAGCAAAUGGCUUUGGAUAGCCUUCUUGGCUCACAGUCACUGUCUGGUGAAUCCCCUGUCUUUACGUCGCUCAUUUGCGCGCGCGCACACACACACUUUUCUCCCACCUCCUACCAGAGUGUGAGAUUGAGAAUAGGAGUGUCCUCUGCUCUGAUAUCCCCUGCAGUCAAAUAGGCUUUGGCCACUAACUUAAUCAGAAUGUUGUGUGCUGAAUGGUAUCUCAGGGUGCAGCACCCAUAUAAUUCCUUUGUUAACUUGAAAGAAUAGGAUCUUCAUUAACUUAAUAUUUUUUUACAAGGUGCAGGGAAACCGGAAGGAGCAAUUUUUGUGAGAACAUGAAACUUUACUUCUUUGGAUUUGCUUCCAAUCCUGAGCGAAGUUAUGGACGCCAUCAACAAAACUGGAGUUAGCAAGUCACUUACAAAUCUCUCCCCUACCCCCUUUCCCCGGCCGAUAAUUACUGUCAUGACCUAGGCAAACUUUAGACCAAACUGUUAGCUCUGAUUGGGGCCACAAUGGACCAGGCACUCGUUUUGCUGCUUGUCCGUGGAAGUUGUUGGGUGUUGAGGGAGGGUUUCGAUCAGGUGGCUGGCCCAGGACUCACCCAUUCCUGUGUCUUCCCUUAUCUAGCCACAACUGAAAAUUCUGUCCAAAAAUCCUGGUUAGGCUUGAGUAUUUUGAUACAUGAGCCAAUCUGAUAUUUAAAAGAAUGUGUUUGAUGGUGGAAAUUUUUUUUUAAUUAUUAAUUAAAUUAAAGCGUAUUAUAUGGCAGGGGAUGCAGGAAAUAUGAUGUAUUAAAUAUUUAGUGUCUGGUAGUGAAACCUUUGAUGAAAUCUCCAGUUUGACGAGUGAUUCAAUUCUGUACUAUAAACUGAGAAUUUUUUUUACGAAGCACAGUUCCCCAAGUUUUUUUCUGAAACAAUUAAACUGUUAUGGAAACCAACUUUGCAUUGACACAAGUUAAGGACUGAGGUAGGCUCUUGAAUGUUCUUCCCUCUCUCAUUCAUUCUUUCUUUCUCUCCUCUUCCUCUCUGGGAAAUAAGUUUCAGUGAGUGCUCUCUGGUAAGUGGCUUGUGCGUUUGUAAUUUUACAACUUGCAGAGAUUUCACUUGGUGCUAGGAGCUGGAUAUUUGCAGGGAUGAAUGUUGUGUAUUUUUAAAAGUAAAAAAAAAAUUGUUUGAAAUCCGCCUAGAGUCUUCCUUUUCAAAAAGAACUUUUCCCUUGUUCUUUUGCUAACCAUUUAAGGUUAAAGGGAGGCUCCAAUUGUAGGCAGUGGAUUUUUGGAAAGAUGGAGGGGACAAGGCACAAUGAAGAGUGAGGGAGAGAAAUAGGCAUGACUGCAGAAGAAGCAAUCAAGUACAGAAUCCUGUUAAUAUAUAGCUUGAGUACUUUGAAAGAUAAUAUUAUAAAGAAUAUUCGUACACUGAUCUGUACAAAGGGGUUGGGAGUUCCAUUAAACUUUAAGCUAAAACACUGACCCUUUACAAGAAUGUAAAAGAAAAUGAUGUACAUGUGCAUUUUUCAUGGUUAGAUCGCUGUCGGCAACCUUAUGUUUUCUAUGUUUAUAUAGCACACAUUUUCUCAUUGCUGUAUCAGCUUUAUAUUAUAUCUGCUGUUUCCAUGACUGUACAGUAUCUCGUUUAUAUUCAUCAGUUCUCUGUUGUAUUCACUGCACACUCCUGUGUGUAUGUUUACAUUCUCAGCAUGGUUUUCUUUAUGUACUGGUUAACACCCCCCCCCCCCCCCCCCCCACUACUGUCGCUUGUUGUCUGCUCUGUGCUCCUGUUUCCUCUGGACACAUACUCUCUACUGUUUUCCUUCCUUGAAUGUACCCCGCUGUCCCUGUGUACCCUCGCCGCUGUCCCUGUGUACCCUCGCCGCUGUCCCUGUGUACCCUCACUGCUACCCACCAUGCAUUCAAAUGUUCUUUUCUAUCUGGUCCAUCUCUCUUAUGUCCUUUAUCCACAUGGAAUGAUUUCUUUCUGCUCCUCCUGGGGGUUAAUCUGCAGUUGCAUUUUCUUGCUUUGGUUUCUCCAGUGUUUUUUCUGUUCUCACCUUUUUUUUUCUGUUCUCACUUUUUUUUUCUGUCCUCACUUUUUUUUUUCUAAACUGUAUUCUAACCCAUGUUUCCACGUGGCUGUAUUUUUCCGAUUCUGUUAACAUCCUUAAAUCUCCUGUGUGCCCUCUCUAGUAUAACUACAUCCUUUCUGUAAUGAGGUGACCGGAACUGCACACAUUAGUCACGUUGUGGCUUAACUAAUAAUUUAUGCAGUUCACCCUGCUCAGCUAUUACCUUACCUUGAGCUAAUAAAGACAAAGGUGCUCUGUGCUGCCUUCUGCACCUUAUUGAUCUGGGAUCUUUACCUUUAAAACAGGAACUAAGCAUGAGUAGGUUAUUGACCCCUUUGAAUCUGUCGGCCAUUUGAUAAGACCAUGGCAGAUCUUCGAUCUCAAUGCAAUAUUCCUGCUUUUAAAGCUAAAAAUGUCUAUAUUUCUAUGAUUGGGCUACAAUAGCCUCUGGACAGCAAAUUCACAGGUUCACUCCCUUCUUCCCUCAUCUCAGUCCUAAAUGGUCUACCCUAUAUCCUGAGAUUGUCUCUCCUACUUUGACAGUUCCCUUGCUAUUUUCCCAUUAAUUGAGUUUUUUUUUUGGCUCUGUUUGACUUUCCCCACUGCAUCACCUCACCCUGUUUCAGGUUGAAUUCUAUUUACUUUCUGUCACUUGACCAGUCCAUUGAUACCUUCUGCAGUUGACAGAUUUAUUCCUCACUAUCAGCCAUGCAGCCAAUAUGUGGGUCAUCUCUAAAUGUGUUGAUGUCCCCCACAUUUACAUCCGAACCCAUUAAUAUGUACAACAAACACGAGGGCAUCUUAUACUAAGCUCUGUGGAAGCCCUCAGCUUUGCAGGUCCUAAAAACACCCAACAAUUCCCCUGCUACUGAGCUAACUUGUAUCCAGCUUGCUCCGUUCCCCUGCAACCUAUGGGUUUUUUUUUUAAACCAGACAGUUGUGUAAACCUGCGCUGUAUUAUCUCCCUACCUCUUGCUUCAAGGACACUCUCCCCAGCUCUAACUUCUGGGCUCGCCCUCUCCUUCAGGCAGUUCCCUUUUUUGUAAUUGGGCACUCUCUCCGGAUUGCAGUUUAUUCUCCCCAUCCUAGAGUGCUGUCUCUAUCUCUGUCUGCCCCAGAGCUCACUGUGUUCCUGAGCGCGUGCACGCUUUCUCUCUCUUUCUGACCCCCCCCCCCAAUUCUGUCGUGGUGUUCCUGACCAUCUGUCUCUUGACUUCCUCUGUCUGCGUGUGCUCUCUGCGCUUCCUUAUGGUCACUAUCUCUGCCUCUGUUAUUUCUCUGUGUUUCCUCUCCAUUUUUUCCUCUGCAUUUCUGCAUGUCACAAUCUCUUCCUGAGUGCUCUUGGUCACUUCCACCCCUUUCUGCUUCCACCUCUCUCUGCUUCACUCUGACUAUUUUUCUCUGCCUCUGCACCCAUUCUGCUAUGCUUCUCCCACCUGGCUUUAUGCUCUCUAUGUCCUCACUCUCUGCCUCUCCAUGCUCUCUUUUUACCACUUUAUUCACUGUUCCUCUGUGCUUGCUCGCUCUGUGUUCUCUCUCUGCCUCUCUCCCUUCCUUGCACUCUCUCUCUCGUUUCCCCUUGCACUCUCUCUCCCCAAUUCCCCCCACCCCGUCCGCCUCUGACCUUACUGUAUUCUUGUACCUUAUCUGUCUCUGUGCCCUCUGGCUUCUGUACUCAGUGAUCACACUACCUCUCUCUGUGCCAUUUCUCCCUUUGAGGAGAAAGUGAAGAAGGGCUUAUGCCCGAAACAUUGAUUCUCCUGUUCCCUGGAUACUGCCUGACCUGCUGCGCUUUUCCAGCAACACAUUUUCAGCAUUUCUCCCUUUCUCUACCCACUCUCAUCCCGUGUCUUUCACCUCUGUCUGUGUCCUCUCGCCCCUUCUCUGUGACCUCUCUCUACUAUUCUCUGUUUUUGCUUCCAUACUUCUCUCUGCCUUUAUGUGCUUACUUUCUCUUGCUCUGUCUGUGUGCUCUCACUCUCUCCAUUUCUGUGCACUCUUCCUCCUGUCACCCUCCACUUGUGCUGUCUGUCUGUCUCUGUCUCUGUGCUCUCUGCCACUAUUUUCCCUAUGGCUUCUUUAUUUCUCCCAAUGAGCUCAUUAUCUGUCUGGAAUUCUCAUGGUGUAAUGUGUUCACGGCAAUUUUGGCGGAACUUCUGAACUGUGAGCCCAGGGUGUGCUCAACAUAAUAUCAGCCACUUAACAGGCUACAACUCACUGUCUAUGAUCUUGAUUAGUGCCAGAAGUCUGCUCCUCUGUUCUCUAUUUUUCCUCUCUUACUCAGUAUCUUUGUGCCUUGUCACUUUGUCUCUUUGUAAUGUGCAUGGCAAUUGUAAGAAUGGAGUAGAGUUUAAGUUAUAGGUUAGCAAUUCAACUUGUCUGCUUUUGCCAUUGGUUUAAAACAUGGCCACAAUCAAUAGUUUCUUGUUAAAGGGUGGACAGGAAACCUGGUGUGCAGGUUUUAUUUUAACCAGAAUUAGGUAAAAUUGGGCAGUUUUGGUCUGCGAUUUCGGAACAAAGAUAAUGUAAGAUUAGAUGUGGAAUGGAUAAAGAAUGGAUACCAGGUUUGGACUAAAACAAAAAGAGGUGUCAACAGCAGCUGCUAAAUCCUUCCUACAGGUGGAAGAGAGGACUCGGAUGAAUUUACAAAAGAUUUCAAAAGCCAGGUUGAUUAAAUGGACAAACUAAAAGUUCCAAUGAAAUGUCACUGGACCUGAAAUGUUAACAACUUUCUCUUCACAGAUGUUUUUGGACCUGUUGUGUUUUUCCAGCAAUUUCUCUGAAACUAGAAGUGGAAAUGGCUGCCAAGGCUCAGAAGGUAGCACAGCAAUUGGGCUAAAUAGGAAUACAGGAGAGAUCAGGUCUCCAGUUAGCAAGGCAAAGAAAUAGCUGAUGAAAUAGUUGAUUAGCUGGAUUUAAUCUUCCAGUUCUUAAUCCGUUCUGAGAAAUUUUCUUUAGCAAUUUUUCAAUUCACUAUAUCUCAUACUCUAAAAGAGAGGAGACAGAAAGCAGGAGACUUACUUAACAUUAGCUUAACAGUGUCAUAGGGAAGAUGUUAGAAGCUAUUAUUAAAGACAUUAUAAUAGCACACUUGGAUAAGUCAAUCGUAUUUAACUAAUUUGUUGGAGCUCUUGUAAGAAGUAAUUUGUGUUGUAAAUAAAGGAGAACCAGAUGUAUUGUA
This is a messenger RNA of Chiloscyllium plagiosum (whitespotted bambooshark), 14835 nucleotides long. RefSeq names its product SET domain containing 2, histone lysine methyltransferase (gene setd2). Gene Ontology annotation, biological process: regulation of DNA-templated transcription. Gene Ontology annotation, molecular function: protein binding; histone H3K36 methyltransferase activity. The record is from RefSeq and is a predicted model, not a curated record. Gene Ontology annotation, cellular component: nucleus; chromosome. Lineage: Eukaryota; Metazoa; Chordata; Chondrichthyes; Orectolobiformes; Hemiscylliidae.